AUGCCUGGGAGAGUUCUGCCAACGUUGACCUCCGCCGACGUCCAAUCCCACAACACCGACAAGUCAUGCUACAUCACCGUGGGGCGUAACGUUUACGAUGUCACCGAUUUCCUCGACGCGCAUCCCGGUGGUGGCGAUCUGAUCCUGGAGUAUGCCGGGCAGGAUGUGACGGAUAUCCUGAAAGAUGAGGUCUCCCACGAGCACAGCGACGCUGCCUAUGAAAUUUUGGAGGAGUGCCACAUUGGCUUUGUCUCCGAUGUCUCGACACCUGGCAAAACUACGACAACGACGACAACUGUCAUCGAAACGGUGACCGAAACCGAGUCCGGACCCAUUUACACAACUACUGGAAUGUCUCGGGAGGAGGACCUGUCGAUAGACACCGACUAUAGCCAGGACUACAAAACCCAUAAGUUCCUGGACUUAAACAAGCCGCUUCUGCUGCAGCUGUGGUACAGCAACUUCUCCAAGGAGUUCUACUUGGAGCAGAUUCAUCGGCCUCGUCACUACCGGGGAGGGGAGUCCGCUCCUUUGUUCGGCAACUUCCUGGAGCCUCUCAGCAAAACCGCAUGGUACAUCGUGCCAACUAUUUGGUUGCCAUGUGUUGCCUACGGAAUAACGGUGGGGGCUGUCGGGCUGGGUAACUCCGUCGUUGCUGCCUCCUACUUCACCGUUGGUGUGUGUCUCUGGACUCUGAUCGAGUAUCUGUUGCACCGAUUCCUCUUCCACAUUGACCACUAUCUUCCGGAUAACCGUGUCGGUAUUACCCUGCACUUCCUGCUCCACGGUAUCCACCACUACCUCCCGAUGGACAAGUAUCGUCUCGUUAUGCCACCGACACUAUUCGUGGUACUAGCUGCUCCUUUCUGGAAGCUGGCACACGCAGUAUUCUAUUACAACUGGUAUGCGGCUACGUCGGUAUUCUCCGGCGGAAUCUUCGGGUAUAUCUGCUAUGAUCUCACCCAUUACUUCCUGCACCACCGCAGUCUUCCUUCAUACUACAAGGAGCUCAAGAAGUACCACCUUCAGCACCAUUUUGCCGAUUACGAGAAUGGCUUUGGCGUGACCAGCCGAUUCUGGGAUCGAGUCUUUGGCACCGAGUUGGUGUCUCCCGCGCCAAAGGGCGUCAAGGCUCAGUGA
Messenger RNA from Penicillium psychrosexuale, 1140 nucleotides. Its product is annotated as fatty acid alpha-hydroxylase. Gene Ontology annotation, cellular component: endoplasmic reticulum; membrane. Bases 1 to 1140 code for a protein of 379 amino acids. Gene Ontology annotation, biological process: lipid biosynthetic process; fatty acid metabolic process. Gene Ontology annotation, molecular function: heme binding; iron ion binding; fatty acid 2-hydroxylase activity. The transcript has 2 exons. The record is from RefSeq and is a predicted model, not a curated record. NCBI's taxonomy places the organism in Eukaryota, Fungi, Ascomycota, Eurotiomycetes, Eurotiales, Aspergillaceae.